CGUCUGGGGCCGGAAGCGGAAGUCCAGAUCAAGAAGUCCCUCAGCAGCAGUGAGUUGUUGGCUGUGGAGUGCUCCAGCUGCACGUGGAGCCGCGGCGUCAAGGUAGAGGACUGAAGGCCGGAGGUUGCGGUGAGAGGUGCCCUUUACCAGCCGCGCGGGCCUCGGCCUAGUCCGCUUCCUCUGAUACGUGUUGGACGUGCGCGCUGCCAGAUGGACACUCCCCCGCUCUCAGGUUCAGACUCAGAUUCUGAUGACUCUCUUGUCACAGAUAGAGAGUUGCAGGAUGCGUUUACCCGAGGUCUCCUGAAGCCAGGCCUCAAUGUCGUGCUAGAGGGGCCGAAGAAGGCAGUGAACAACGUGAAUGGCCUGAAGCAGUGUUUGGCUGAAUUCAAACGGGAUCUGGAAUGGGUUGAAAGGCUUGAUGUCACCCUCAGUCCGGUGCCAGAAAUCCGUGAACCGCAGUCACCACCUCAGGACAAGGAUCAGAAGAAAGCUGUUGAUCCAGAAGACGACUUCCAGCGGGAGAUGAGCUUCUACCGUCAGGCCCAGGCCGCAGUGCUUGCGGUAUUGCCCCGCCUCCAUCAGCUCAAAGUCCCUACCAAGCGGCCCACUGAUUAUUUUGCAGAGAUGGCCAAGUCUGAUCAGCAGAUGCAGAAGAUUCGACAGAAACUACAGGUUAAACAAGCCGCCAUGGAGAAGUCUGAAAAGGCUAAGCAACUGCGAGCACUUAGGAAGUACGGAAAGAAGGUGCAAACAGAGGUUCUUCAGAAGAGGCAGCGGGAGAAAACACACAUGAUGAAUGCCAUUAAGAAAUAUCAGAAAGGCUUCUCUGAUAAACUGGAUUUCCUUGAUGGAGAUCAGAAACCUGCUGCACGAGGCUCAAAGGAAGGAGCGAAAGGCCAGAAAAGCCAGCAGACGAAGAAGGGUCCCAAUGCCAAACGACGCUAUAAAAACCAGAAGUUUGGUUUUGGUGGAAAGAAGAAAGGCUCCAAGUGGAACACUCGUGAGAGCUAUGAUGAUGUAUCCAGCUUCCGGGCCAAGACAGCUCAUGGCAAGGGCCUCAAGAGGCCUGGCAAGAAAGGAGCAAAUAAGAGACCUGGAAAACGGACAAGACAGAAAAUGAAGAGUAGAUCACGCUAAGCAGCAUCUUUGUAUACACAGAACCAAGAAAAAGGAAUGAAGAAUUGGGAUUUCACAAUAUAAUUGGAUCCCUUAAGUUGGUUUCUUUUUGUAAAAAAAAAACAAAACAAAAAAAUCAUUCAAUAAACUAAAUUAUCAAAGAAACAUA
Molecule: messenger RNA, 1288 nt
Organism: Hipposideros armiger (great roundleaf bat)
Lineage: Eukaryota; Metazoa; Chordata; Mammalia; Chiroptera; Hipposideridae
Gene: EBNA1BP2
Product: EBNA1 binding protein 2
Exons: 9
Coding region: 211-1140 (309 amino acids)
Biological process (GO): ribosomal large subunit biogenesis; rRNA processing
Cellular component (GO): preribosome, large subunit precursor; nucleolus; nuclear periphery
Source: RefSeq, a predicted model, not a curated record